AUGGCGAACCAGUGGGAGCGGUUCGUAUGGCUCGCGCUCGAUGCGCCUGACACCAUUGUCGAGCGUGCACCGCUGGUGAUCCAAGUCGCUUGGCUGGAGGACACGCAACUGCGUCUCUGGGAGCCGGCUGCUCGGGAACCUCUCAAGAGAGGCGACGACGCGGCACUGCGAACAUACCUGCGUGACGCUGCAGAGUGCCCGUGGGAUCCUGCUACAGACCCGAGUCUCGUGCGCGAGUUUCUUCUUUCUAGAGCAGUUGAUUGCGCUUUUCGUGACGAGCUCGCGGAGCACGCCGGUUGCGUCGUCGAUGAAGAGCUGGACACCGAUUUCAUUGCGGAAACUAUGGCUCUAAGUGAGGAACUUGUAAGAGCAGACGACAAGAAGCUGCCGUUGGAAACGCAGGACUUGGACCCCGCAAGCUUCGACUUGCUGCGAGCUGAGCUGGCGCUACCGGCCGCAUCAGCUCGGGAGGUGCUUCGUGCAGGGGCGCACUGGGCGAUAACGCGUUGGCCACCACGCGAACAAUGGCUACCACCAUGCAGCCGUGCGGAUGCACCGGCAACUACAGCUCUGGCGGCGACUGGAGGCGUUCCCUCAGAGGCGCAAGCUACUCCGGAGCCCAUGUGCACGGAAACCACAGUUUCCGACGCAACAUGUGCAUUGCCAUCCGGAGUCUAUGCACAGCUUCAACGUAUUGGGCGCCAGUUGCAUAACGAAGAACUCCUCUACACGCAGCAUCUACUGAACGCCGCUCUCGAACGAGCACAGACGAUGACUGCGAACCCUCGUACUGAGGCGCGCCUGGGUCGCGUCGGACAUUGA
Molecule: messenger RNA, 822 nt
Organism: Cyanidioschyzon merolae strain 10D
Lineage: Eukaryota; Rhodophyta; Bangiophyceae; Cyanidiales; Cyanidiaceae
Exons: 1
Coding region: 1-822 (273 amino acids)
Source: RefSeq, a predicted model, not a curated record